UCAGAACACGCUUGUAACUAUGUUAGCGCGCUGUUAACCAAUGAAAAGCCACGCAAUAUGCCUUCUGAUUAGUUAACAGCGCACUAACAUAGUUAUAAGCAUGUUCUGAAUAUGGGUCAACAUUUUUAGGGACUUUAUUUGCUCUUUUUAACUGCACCUUCUGCAGUCAAGUGUGCGGUAAACGUAAACGAUUAUAACCUCCCUUAUUUCUACAGAAAAUUACACAUAUUUAUUUUUUUAUAAACAUCGGUUAAUAUAUGACUGAGAUAGACCUGACUGUGCAGCAGUACAACCGAGAAACUUGUUUGUUCUACCCAUUGAAGAUUCCUGAACCAGUUAAAGUUUGUUAAUAAAGAAGUUAACGUUAUAUUUUUACAGACAUCGUAUUGUUAACUUAAUUAUAUUGUGGACUUAACUUUUCGUUUAUUUCGCGGAAAUUUUGAACUUUACUCAAAUUGAAUCACACAUGUAAAUUUGAUGGCUUUUUCACAAUCAAAUUCGAGAGAAUUACAAAAUAGGAAAAUCUUAGAAGAGCUGCAAUUAAAAAAGCAGAUGCUCUUGAAGCAAGGAGUUGCGCCAAGUUUGACUUCAUCAUUAGCUGUUUCAUCAACUGGUUCUGCAUCAAAUAUAUCUACAACACAAUCUAGUGAUGGCAUAGCGAUGAGUGCAUCUCAACGAGCUGCUUUGCAUAAUGCACAUGCAGCUUCAUUCGGUUAUUUUGUGACACAGGACUCCUCCUUUGGAAAUUUAAUAUUGCCAGUUCUUCCAAGAUUUGAUAGUAAAUGAGUUACUAAUUGUGAAAUAAUUCAAAUUCGUAUAAACAAUUUUUAAA
Messenger RNA from Harpegnathos saltator (Jerdon's jumping ant), 832 nucleotides. RefSeq names its product SOSS complex subunit C homolog. Bases 478 to 786 code for a protein of 102 amino acids. Gene Ontology annotation, biological process: DNA repair. NCBI's taxonomy places the organism in Eukaryota, Metazoa, Arthropoda, Insecta, Hymenoptera, Formicidae. The transcript has 3 exons. Gene Ontology annotation, cellular component: SOSS complex; nucleus; nucleoplasm. The record is from RefSeq and is a predicted model, not a curated record.